Messenger RNA from Plasmodium fragile, 225 nucleotides. RefSeq lists its product as uncharacterized. The transcript has a single exon. The record is from RefSeq and is a predicted model, not a curated record. The annotation marks the transcript as partial. Lineage: Eukaryota; Apicomplexa; Aconoidasida; Haemosporida; Plasmodiidae.
AAACAGGAAACACCUAAGAAACCAGAAGUAUCUAACAAAACGGAGCUACCUGGAAUCACAGAAGUGCCAAAGAAACCGGAAUUACGCGCAAAAGCACAAUUAGCCGUGAAACCGGAAUCAUCUGGAAAAUCAGAAGUACCUAAGAAAGCAGAAGUACCUAAGAAAUCGGAAGCACCUGCGAAAAUAAAACUACCCUGGAAACUAAAAUUAUCGGGCAAACCAUAA